Molecule: messenger RNA, 2019 nt
Organism: Effrenium voratum
Lineage: Eukaryota; Dinophyceae; Suessiales; Symbiodiniaceae
Source: the annotation of a GenBank genome assembly
AUGGCCAAAAGUGCAGAAGCGCUUGCUCGAGAGGUCAAGAUCAAGUACCGUUCAUCCUCCAACCUAGUUCUACGAAGAGGAAUUCUCUUCUACAAUGAGGAUAUGCAGACCGUCGAGAUCGAGUGCUCCACCAGAACGGAAGAUGAGCAAACUGCGUCGACCAUGGUCAAGCUCAGCGGUGUGAAUACCGUAAAGGCCAUGGACUACAUUGAGGGCACACGGGUGAACUGUGUCCUGAUUCUGCGGCUCAAGCCGGAUACUUCAGAGGACGCGCUGUGCAACAACCCGUCGCCGCCGCAGGAGGAAGAAGUGAUUCUCCAGUUUGCCCGCGUGGAGGAUCGAGACAACUGGGAUACUGGACUGAGGUUCCUCAUCAAUGCCUUAGAAGUGACUGUUGCUAAAGACCAGGUUGAUGUCCCAACGCGAGGCUUCAGCAGGAUCAAGAAGGUGAGGCUAGAGGAGCCUAGGGCCGGCGUUCUGGUGGCCGGCCGCUUCGAGCUUGCGAAUGGCGAGGAAGCGAUGUUGGAGGUCACGGAGGAGAUGGCUGACGCGAAGAACCUGAACAGCUUCAUCGUUGAGUGGGUGCAGCAGAAGUGUGUACAGCCAAGCGAAACCACAUCACUCUACCGCUUGGUCAAGUCGCUGGUGCAUCGAGUGACUCUUGAUUCCAAGACUGCUGAUAUCAUCAAGCGAAUCAACGACUGCCACUUCGACAGGAUGCUGCAGGCCCAGGGAAAGGGCACGGACCAGGGCCAUUUGGUGCUCGAGCUGACCAAGGCACAUCUGCGGGAGAUCGAUCACGAAAUCCCCAAAAUCAUUGGGCAGCAAGGGCCUGAUGGGGAAAGGAGGUGCGAAGGCCGGAGAGAUUUGGCUGCCAAGUCUGAGAAGCUCCUGCAGUGUGGCAUUUUGAAGUCGUGGCUGGCGAGCAGCUGUCUUCCAGCUGAGGAGGGCAGCACCCGUGAAGAGUCAAUUCUGGCAGAAGAAGGUCUGCCUGCCCAAGUGCGGAAGAAGAUGUCCGAAGCUGAAAGUGCGGCGGAAGAGAGCGGCAAGGAGGCGCUCUACUUGGACCAAGUUCCUAAGACGGUGACACCUGUCGAGGUGAAGGAGAAGGGCCUCCUCUAUUUCCGCAAGCCCGAUAACAGCUUGCGACAUCUUGCGACGGCCUGGCUGGAGGUCCGGCAAACGGUGGUGAAGAGGCGGACGAUGGGUGUGGGUCGAAGAGACUCCAAGAAGACCAGCGCCAAGCGGAGGGCAGCACCCGUGAAGAGUCAAUUCUGGCAGAAGAAGGUGGAGAGUGAGGGCAGGAAGGAGCUGGGCGACUCGGCCCAUCCUGGAGUCAUCUUUCGAUACAACAUCAAACAAGGUUGGGGCUUCAUCAAGCCGGACAACAUGUCAGGUCUGCCUGCCCAAGUGCGGAAGAAGAUGUCCGAAGCUGAAAGUGCGGCGGAAGAGAGCGGCAAGGAGGCGCUCUACUUGGACCAAGUUCCUAAGACGGUGACACCUGUCGAGGUGAAGGAGAAGGGCCUCCUCUAUUUCCGCAAGCCCGAUAACAGCUUGCAACAUCUUGCGACGGCCUGGCUGGAGGUCCGGCAAACGGUGGUGAAGAGGCGGACGAUGGGUGUGGGUCGAAGAGACUCCAAGAAGACCAGCGCCAAGCGGAGGGCAGCACCCGUGAAGAGUCAAUUCUGGCAGAAGAAGGUGGAGAGUGAGGGCAGGAAGGAGCUGGGCGACUCGGCCCAUCCUGGAGUCAUCUUUCGAUACAACAUCAAACAAGGCUACUUGUCGGAACGGAGAAGCACCGAUACGUGUCUGCCUGCCCAAGUGCGGAAGAAGAUGUCCGAAGCUGAAAGUGCGGCGGAAGAGAGCGGCAAGGAGGUGAAGGAGAAGGGCCUCCUCUAUUUCCGCAAGCCCGAUGUCAACCAUACAGAUGGCUUCAAGCUUUCCACUGAAGUGCCUGUGACAUUCCGCGUGUAUGUCGAUGACAAGGGAGCUGGUGCCAUGGAUGUCUCUAUGGCAUGA